AUGGCAGACAGUAGAGAAUCACCAGCCAUGUCCUCCACAAACAAUGCCGACCUCUCCAUCCUCCACGGCCCAGCUCAACCCGUUCCUAUACACAAAACAUUUGGUUGUCUCCUCCGCGAACAAGCCAAAGCUCGACCGUCUGCACUGCUCGUUGCCUCCGAUCAUCAGCAGAAAUCGUUGACCUAUGCCGAGGCCGACACUCGAUCCGAUGAUCUCGCUCGUGGAUUCGUCGCCUUGGGCGCCAAGCGAGGCGACCGAAUCGCUAUCCUCAUGGGCAACGAGAUUGAAUACAUCGAAACUUUCUUCGCCUGUACCAAGAUUGGCGCACCCGUCACGCUGGCCAAUUAUGCCUAUAGCGAGCAGGAGCUUCACUCUGUCCUGUCAUCGUGCGGCGUUUCCACACUCGUCAUGGUCCCGCGGUUCGACCGCUAUGAUUACCGCCAUUGGAUCCCGAAUUUGAGAAAUGGUAUUCCAUCUCUACGGAACAUCAUCAUAGUGAAUGCAGAUAAAGAGCCUGCUCUCGUCAAGCUAGGGUACAACGACUACCAUAACUACGAAGAUGUGCUUGUUCGCGGCCGCAGUAGUGUCGUUGAUCUACUUGCAAUGGAAACCAAGAUUCACGCCAGAGAUGUCAUGAAUCUACAAUUCACCAGUGGAUCAACAGGCCUCCCUAAAGCCUCUGCCUUGACUCAUAGUGGCAUCUACAACGCCGGCCGCUACAUAGGCAGCACCAUGUAUCUCAAAGCCUCGGACCGCAUUUGCCUACCGGUGCCAUUGUUCCACAGCUUCGGUCUCAUUAUCGGCCUUGCCACUGCAACUGCUUUUGGAGCAUCGCUGAUACUGCCUGCCAGCAUCUUCAAUGUCGAGGCCACACUAUCAUGCAUUGCUAAAUACAGCUGCACCGGUCUGUACGGUGUCACAACCAUGUUCGUCGCCGAAAUGGCUCAUCCUCGCUUCAAGGAGUUUGAUCUCACUAGCCUUCGCUUCGCCAUACUGUCUGGAUCGGCCGUCCCCGAACCGUUGAUGCGCAAAGUCUGGUCUGCCUUUGGCAUCACCCAGACGCAUACCAAUUGGGGCCUUACUGAAGCUUCAUCCAUCGUCACAAUGACCCGUGAUUCUGAUACUAUCGCCCAGCGUACAAUCACAUCUGGCCGCCUGUUCCCCGGCUUCUCUGCUCGAAUAGCCGAUCCUUCUACCGGCAAGACAGUUCCUCGAGGCCAGCGAGGCGAAAUCGCCCUCCGUGGCAACGGCAUCCAGGCUGGGUACUAUGGAAACCCCGAGCGCACCGCAGAGGCUCAUCGAAUCUCUCCUGAAGAUGGCCUGGAGUGGUUUCACACAGGCGAUGAGGGUUACUUUGACCCCGACGGCUUCUUUGUCAUCACAGGCCGUAUCAAGGACAUGAUUAUCCGUGGCGGUGAAAACAUUUCGCCUCUAGAGAUAGAAGAGCGUCUUGUCGCACAUCCUUCUAUUGCACAGGCCUCUGUCAUCGGGGUCCCUGACGCCAAAUACGGCGAGCAAAUCUGCGCAUUUGUCGAGCCCACGGCAACAGACACGGACAGGCCUUCAGACGACGACCUCCGCGCGUGGGUCACUGAGACGCUGGCGUACUUCAAGCGGCCACGAUAUGUCAUUUGGUUGGGCUCACAUCCUGCUUUCCAGGCGUGGCCCAAGACGGCGAGCGGGAAGCUGAGGAAACCUGAUUUGCGUAAUAUUGCGGCGGAGAUGAUGAAACAAGAGGCGGAGAAGUCGGAAGAACUGUAUCAGGAACCUGUGAGGGCGAGAUUAUAA
Molecule: messenger RNA, 1788 nt
Organism: Trichoderma aggressivum f. europaeum
Lineage: Eukaryota; Fungi; Ascomycota; Sordariomycetes; Hypocreales; Hypocreaceae
Exons: 1
Coding region: 1-1788 (595 amino acids)
Biological process (GO): fatty acid metabolic process
Molecular function (GO): medium-chain fatty acid-CoA ligase activity
Source: RefSeq, a predicted model, not a curated record